GAGAGAGAGAGAGAGAGAGAGAGAGAGAGAGAGAAGGCACUCAAUCUAUGUAAGUUGAUUUGAGUGGCUAUAAUCAUAAGAGAAGGUUAGGGCCAUGGGUUGAAAGAGGAGCAGGAAAAGGAUAUCCCCAAGACCCUGCUCUCCUGAGGGCUGCCCCUAAAGCUGGGAAGAAAAGGAGGCUGGGAAAACUGGACCUGUCAGUCACUGGUGAAGCCUGGGGUGGUUUCUCUCAGAGCAAGGCAGGGGUAGGGUGAGGAAUCAACCCUUCAGCAUCCCUCCCUCCUCACUCCUGUGUCCAUUACUUUUGUUGAUCAAGUCCCACGGGAAGGAGCUACUCUCCUUUACGGUCUAGGGGUUGUGGGAGGACUUGGGGGGACUGGAAUUUGAUGGGGGAGCUUAAGUUUAAUGCUGUUAUUUCCGGGGGCUGACAAACUCCUGGGGAUUCCCCAGAUUGAGCUCCAGGCCUUAUGGAGAAUUGAGUUGCUGGAACAGGAAUAGGGCAGUGAAGAUGGUGUUUCCCUCUACAGACCGCCUGCUGCCUGACGCCAGCCCUGGCUCAGAUGCUUCCUGUCACUGGCUUUGGUUUCCUCAUUUGUGUAGCAAGGGAGGGUGUGUGGCUUCCCAGCUUGGUGCUUCCUGGGAGCAGAACCUAAUACAUAAUUUGUGGGGCCCAGCAUGAAUGAAAAUGUAGUCCUCUUUAAAAGAAAACGUUGAGGACUUUCAAGACAGCAGCAGCCAAGUGAGCCUCCACGCUUACUAAGCACAGCCUCUCCUGAGGACAGGGUCCUAAGUGACUGAAACUGUGAGGUUCAAGGGUGAAGGGUGCUGUUGGGGUCCUGUGCCUUUCUCCCACCUACCUCUGCUCUUGGCUUGACCUGAAAGGCGCUGUGAGGACAGUGGGUGGCACCGCGGGACAGAAAGUACCCGCGCUGAGAUUAGAUGGCCUCUCUUAGAGGAGGUUUCUCUUCCUUCUGAGUCAGGAAUCAUCCCAGAGUGACUGGAGGGAUCGGAGAGUCCCUGACCCUCCCACCUUGAUGCUUGCUUACUCCGUCCAUUGAUCAGCUCUGAGCUAAGUUAACCCACUAGGGCAGGAGGUGGGAGCCAGCCGACAGCGUCCCCGACCUGUGAAAGCUGGGAGGCCUGAAGCCCCCCCCCCCCCCGCAAUGCCUCAGCCUGACCAGUGGGAGCAGGAGGGCACUGGGACUUGUGGGGAGCAGAGAUAGAAAGAGCACCAGAGCCACUUCUCUGCCUCCCCCAUCACGGCUCCUCCCUAUGACCCAGAUAGGCCAGUCUGUCCCCAAAGAGAGGCCCUGGGUGGUGGCUUCCCAAGCCUGAGCUGGAGGUCAAGGAGACUCAGAAGACGAUGUCAGGAGAGCAGAGAGAUUGGCACAGUCGUGACAAUCAGCGUCAGGGUUUCGGGGAGUCUUAGUAAGUUUUGACAGAACUAGUCCUCACGAGUGGUCUGUGUGAGCCCAGCUCCUGAGCCAUGACAGAGAUGGGAGCAGAAGGAGACACUCUCUCCACCAAGGAAUGCUUCUACCCGGAGCUGUAACUGGAAGGGUAGAGGUUGUCCUUCAGGAAGGACCAUCCUGGCAGUGAGCAAUGUGUUUAGGAUGGAGAUGGCAUACUUACUGGAGACAGAGCAGCCCGGGUCAUUGUGCCCAUCAACCUGAAGUCAGCUGACCUGGAGCCAUCUGGUGACAGUCUCUGUCUGACCAUGGCCCUACCAUCCCCGGGCCAGGACCCCUGGAGUCUCCUGGGUGGUUUUUUCUUCCAACUGCUCCUGCUGCUGUCACUGCCACCUGCUUCUGGGACUGGUGGCCAGGGGCCCAUGCCCAGAGUCAAAUAUCAUGCAGGAGAUGGGCACAGAGCCCUCAGCUUCUUCCACCAAAAAGGCCUCCGAGACUUUGACACGCUGCUCCUGAGCGCCGAUGGCAACACUCUCUACGUGGGAGCUCGAGAGGCCGUCCUGGCCCUGAAUAUCCAGAGCCCAGGAAUCCCCCAGCUGAGGAACAUGAUACCCUGGCCAGCUAGUGAGAGAAAAAAGAAUGACUGUGCCUUUAAGAAGAAGAGCAGUGAGACACAGUGUUUCAACUUCAUCCGUGUCCUGGUCUCUUUCAACACCACCCACCUCUACGCCUGUGGGACCUUUGCCUUCAGCCCUGCUUGUGCCUUCAUUGAGCUCCAAGAUUCCCACCUGUUGCCCAUCCUAAAGGACAAGGUCAUGGACGGGAAGGGUCAAAGCCCCUUUGACCCGGCUCACAAGCACACAGCUGUCUUGGUUGAUGGGAUGCUCUACUCGGGCACCAUGAACAACUUCCUGGGCAGUGAGCCCAUCCUGAUGCGGACACUGGGCUCCCAGCCUGUUCUCAAGACUGACAUCUUCCUCCGCUGGCUGCACCCGGAUGCCUCCUUCGUGGCAGCCAUCCCAUCUACCCAGGUCGUCUAUUUCUUCUUCGAGGAGACAGCCAGCGAGUUUGACUUCUUUGAGGAGCUGUACAUAUCCCGGGUGGCUCGAGUCUGCAAGAACGACGUGGGUGGUGAAAAGCUGCUGCAGAAGAAGUGGACCACCUUUUUGAAGGCCCAGCUGCUCUGCACCCAGCCGGGCCAGCUGCCAUUCAACAUCAUCCGCCAUGCGGUCCUGCUGCCCGCCCAUUAUUCCUCCGUUUCCCGCAUCUAUGCAGUCUUUACCUCCCAGUGGCAGGUUGGUGGGACCAGGAGCUCGGCCGUCUGCGCCUUCUCUCUCACAGACAUCGAGCGUGUCUUUAAAGGAAAGUUCAAGGAGCUGAACAAGGAAACUUCCAGAUGGACCACUUACAGGGGCCCGGAGGCCAACCCGAGGCCAGGCAGCUGCUCCACAGGCCCGUCCUCGGACAAGGCUUUGACCUUCAUGAAGGACCAUUUCCUGAUGGAUGAGCACGUGGUAGCAAGGCCCCUGCUGGUGAAGUCCGGUGUGGAGUACACGCAGCUUGCUGUGGAACUAGCUCAGGGUCUGGACGGGAGCAGCCAUGUAGUCAUGUAUCUGGGCACUUCCACAGGAUCCCUGCAUAAGGCUGUGGUACCUGAGAACAGCAGCGCUUAUCUUGUGGAGGAGAUCCAGCUGAGCCCUGAGCCAGAGCCUGUUCGAAACCUGCAGUUGGCCCCCACCCAAGGUGCUGUGUUCUCAGGCUUCUCAGGAGGCGUCUGGAAAGUUCCUCGGGCCAAUUGCAGAGUCUAUGAGAGCUGUGUGGACUGUGUCCUUGCCAGGGACCCUCACUGCGCCUGGGACCCUGAGUCAGGCAUCUGCAGCCUUCUGUCUGGCUCUACCCCGAGCGCCUGGAGACAGGACAUGGAACAAGGCAACCCGGAGUGGGCGUGUGCUCGAGGCCCCAUGCCCAGGAGCCCCAGGCGGCAGAGCCCCCCUCAACUUAUUAAAGAAGUCCUGGCAGUCCCCAACUCCAUCCUGGAGCUGCCCUGCCCUCACCUGUCAGCCCUGGCAUCUUACUACUGGAGUCACGGCAGAACCACGAUCCCAGAAGCCUCUUCUGCCAUCUACAAUGGCUCCCUCUUGUUGCUGCCUCAGGAUGGUGUUGGGGGCCUCUACCAGUGUGUGGCCACUGAGAACGGCUACUCAUACCCUGUCGUCUCCUACUGGGUAGACAGCCAAGACCAGUCCCUGGCCCUGGAUCCUGAACUAGCAGGCAUUCCCCGGGAACGCGUGGAAGUCCCACUGACCAGGGUUGGUGGUGGAGCGUCCAUGGCUGCCCAGCGGUCCUACUGGCCUCACUUUCUCAUCGUCACCGUCCUCCUGGCCCUAGUGCUCUUAGGAGUACUCACCCUCCUCCUCGCUUCCCCACUGGGAGCACUACGGGCUCGGGGCAAGGUUCAGGGCUGUGGGACACUAUCCCCCAGGGAAAAGGCCCCAUUGAGUAGGGAACGGCAUCUCCAGCCCUCCAAGGACUAUAGGACCUCUGCCAGUGACGUCGAUGCUGACAACAACCAUCUAGGCACUGAAGUGGCUUAAACUGAGGGCACAGAUGGGAACUGAGCAGGGAGAGCCCCUGGUCUGGUGCCUGAGUCUGGCACAGUGCCUCCCCGACUAGGGUGAAGGCUUUCCUGCUAUUGUGUGUCACCUGCAGCACCCAGUAGGGCCUCCCCUAGGGGACUUUCUUCUGUAAGCACAUGCCUCCACGCCUGGAAGAGCCAGAUAGGAGUCUUCAGUCUUGAUCAACCAACCCCAAGAGCUUCAGGAGACCCUGAAGCUGUUCCUGUCCAGGAUUCCAUGGUGACACACCCGAGCAUCUGAGCAAGGUGGGGUUGUUCCUGCAAGCUGCCACUCUGGAAGCAGCUGCUGCUUUGAAACACCAGCCCUCCCUUCUCCUGGGGUCACCAAGAUUCUUUGGGAGCUGGCCCCCUGUGCUUCCCUGUACCAAUCAUGCCCUACUGCUUGGGAAGUCUUUUCUGAAGUCUGACCACCUUCUUGCUUCAGUUUAAACAGGUUGUUACUGUCUCUGCCCUGACUGGAAUGGCGGGCAUAAUCUGAGCCUUGUUCUCUUGUCUAGUGUGGCUGACCCCUUGAAUUCCUCCUUCCUUGUCCCUUUGUUUUGGGAUUCAGAAAACUGCUCGUCACAGACAAUUUAUUUUUUAUUAAAAAAGAUACAAGCUUUAAGCAAGGUU
This is a messenger RNA of Microtus ochrogaster (prairie vole), 4656 nucleotides long. RefSeq names its product semaphorin 4A (gene Sema4a). Gene Ontology annotation, biological process: negative chemotaxis; semaphorin-plexin signaling pathway; axon guidance. Gene Ontology annotation, cellular component: plasma membrane. The record is from RefSeq and is a predicted model, not a curated record. Lineage: Eukaryota; Metazoa; Chordata; Mammalia; Rodentia; Cricetidae. Gene Ontology annotation, molecular function: chemorepellent activity; semaphorin receptor binding.